AAUUUACUGACAGAUAUAAAAUUACUUUAUGUCGAUAGAAUUUCAACAUAUCAGUUCGUAAUCACAUUGUGUGAAGUGCAUUAACUGAAGUAGUUUAAAAGUGUUAAAUUUAACAAUAAGUGAUUCAAUAUUUAAAUGAAUUAAAUUAUUUAAAUGAUUCGAUUAGAAAAAUUCGAUUUAAUAUUAUUUCAUAUAUUUUUAAUAAUAAAAGGUAUUUCCUUAUGUUUUUGAAGAAGAAGAAUAAUUUAUAUUCGAAAUGUUUAAUAAGAAAAAAAUAUUUAUACAUAAAUAAAUAAUUUAUAAUAACAUAAAUAUUUCAUUAAUCUAUAAUAAAAUAAAAAAAUAAAGGGGAUAUAUAUGACAUAGAUAAUUCUAAAAUACAUUUAAAUGUUAUUUUUAAACAUUUUUUCGUCUUUUUUAUUUUUUAUUAAACAUAAUUAUUUAAAUAAAUUUACUAAUUAUUAAUUGUAAAAAAUAUUCUAUGAAAAAAAUGGCAAAAAAGCGGGAAUGCAUAUCUAUUCAUAUUGGACAAGCUGGUGUCCAAAUGGGUAAUGCGUGCUGGGAACUAUAUUGCUUGGAACAUGGAAUUCAACCUAAUGGGCAAAUGCCCAGUGACACCACUGUUGGUUAUGGGGAUGAUUCUUUCAAUACAUUUUUUUCUGAAACAGAUUCAGGAAAACAUGUUCCAAGAGCUGUUUUUGUUGAUCUUGAACCAACAGUAGUAGAUGAAGUUCGUACCGGUACAUAUAGACAAUUAUUUCAUCCGGAACAAUUAAUCACAGGAAAAGAAGAUGCCGCAAAUAAUUAUGCUCGUGGUCAUUAUACAAUAGGAAAAGAAAUUAUAGAUAUCACUUUAGAUCGAAUUCGUAGACUUACUGAACGAUGCAGAGGUUUACAAGGUUUCUUAAUUUUUCAUUCAUUCGGUGGAGGCACAGGUUCAGGUUUUUCGAGUUUACUUAUGGAAAGAUUAUCCGUCGAUUAUCCUAAAAAAAGUAAAUUGACUUUUAGCAUUUAUCCUGCACCUCAGGUAUCAACUGCUGUUGUAGAACCAUAUAAUGCGAUUCUUUAUACACAUCCAACAUUAGAACAUUGCGAAGUGGCCUUCAUAGUUGACAAUCAAGCUAUUUAUGAAUUAUGUAGAAGAAACUUAAGCAUUGAUAGACCAACAUAUACUAAUUUGAAUCGUUUAAUUGGACAAAUUGUUUCAUCCAUAACAGCAAGUUUACGAUUUGAUGGAGCUCUUAACGUUGAUCUUACCGAAUUUCAAACAAAUUUAGUACCAUAUCCACGUAUACAUUUUCCUCUUGCAACUUAUGCUCCUGUUAUAUCAGCUGAAAAAGCUGGUCAUGAAAGAAUUACAGUAGCGGAAAUAACGAAUUCCUGUUUUGAACCAAAUCAUCAAAUGGUGAAUUGUGAUCCGCGUAGAGGUAAAUAUAUGGCGGUAUGCAUGCUUUAUAGAGGAGAUGUUGUUCCUAAAGAUGUAAAUGCAGCAAUUGCAACAAUUAAAAGGCAAAAACAUGUUCAAUUUGUUGAAUGGUGUCCGACUGGUUUUAAGGUAGGAAUAAAUUAUCAACCACCUACUGUGGUACCAGGAGGUGAUCUUGCAAAAGUAGAAAGAGCUGUGUGUUGUCUUUGUAAUACUACUGCAAUAAUUGAAGCAUGGGCUAGAAUCGAUAAUAAAUUUGAUUUGAUGUAUGCUAAACGAGCAUUUGUUCAUUGGUUUGUUGGUGAAGGCAUGGAGGAGGGUGAAUUUGCAGAAGCACGAGAAGAUUUAGCUGCUUUGGAAUUAGAUUAUCGUGAAGUUCAAGAAGAUGCAACUAAUACAGAAGAUGAGGAAGAAUAUUAAUUUUUUAAAUAUAUCAAAAGUGUGUUAUUUGAUUAAAAUACAAUAAAUAAAAUCAAUAAUUGUAAGAAAAUAAAUCAUAUUUUGUAUUUUAGAAUGAUUGAAUAUAAAUCAUAUCGAUAUAUCAAAAUUAAACAGAGAUAUAUAGAAUAUUAUUAUAUAAAAGAGAUCUAACGUUUAAUAUAUUUUUUUAUUUAUGAAUAAAA
Molecule: messenger RNA, 2049 nt
Organism: Apis cerana (Asiatic honeybee)
Lineage: Eukaryota; Metazoa; Arthropoda; Insecta; Hymenoptera; Apidae
Product: tubulin alpha-2/alpha-4 chain
Biological process (GO): microtubule-based process
Cellular component (GO): microtubule
Molecular function (GO): structural constituent of cytoskeleton; GTP binding
Source: RefSeq, a predicted model, not a curated record